Molecule: messenger RNA, 1278 nt
Organism: Mesorhabditis spiculigera
Lineage: Eukaryota; Metazoa; Nematoda; Chromadorea; Rhabditida; Rhabditidae
Source: the annotation of a GenBank genome assembly
AUGAUGGAACAGUCGACGAGCGUGCGCCCGGGCCCGAUGUCUCUGCUACGAAUAUGCUUACCUGAUGCCCUUUUUCACAACAGGAUCGUUGCCGUGGAGCUGGAGCUGCGCGCCAGUCUCCCAUCGAACGCUGUCGUUCCGCUUUCACAGACUUCGUUACGCCUCUCCUCGCCCGACGACGCGGAUGUGUUUUUUGUCGCUGAGCUGGCGGACGAUAUGAAGCGGCGCAUCCGGCAGAUGUUUGAUAGUCCACUGAUCCGGCCCUUGCGAAUCGAGUGUCGACAAGGUGGACCGGAAUUCCUAUACGUUGUUGACGAAAUUGGGCAUUUCUCGAUCCCUCUAGCCGUGCCAACACUUGCCGAGCAAGUUUUGCGAAUCCGCGAAAUGCUUGAAACCGAAAAGAGGAAAAGCGCAGGGUUGUCCCACGAGUUGUACCGGGUGCAGGAGCGGCUGGCGGACGAGAAUGGGCAACGUAUCCGAGCGGAAAACCUCUGCCAGACUCGCGACGAGGAGAUUCUGUUCUUGCGUGGUCUUCUGCGUGACCACACUCAGUCACACACUGAUCGCCACCCAGGUAAUCCGCUGGAUUGUUCGCGGCCCGAAGAUGGGAAAGAAGCGCCUCUAGGCGCUCCGAAUUGCUCCAGCGGACAGCAGCUAUGUUUGGGGAUCGACACUUCCGGACCAGCGCUGCCUCCCGCAACAUCCGACGUGCUGCCUUCAUUCAACCCUCUCGAUGGCGGCCAGUCCGACAAACAGAUUUUGAUAGGGAUCGCUCAACGGAUCAUUUGCUCGUUGUGCCCGGAAAACGUGCAACUGCCCGACCAGCAACAAAUGGAAAAGCAUUUCCUGCAAAACCACGUCGACCAGCACAACAAGAGCUGUCGCGCGUGCCCGUCUGAAGAGCAACUGCCCGAUCUGUCGCAGCAUAUUCGCCAACAUUCCAAUAAGAUUUACUCAUGUACGCGAUGCGGGAAACGAGGGCAACGGCAUCUGAUAAAGGCCCAUCUGCGCACGCAUACCGGGGAAAAGCCUUUCACGUGCGAGACAUGCAGCCGUAGUUUUGCCGAUGCCUCAACAUUGCGACGACAUCGCAUGAUACAUACAGGCGAAAAGAAGCACGAGUGCCCGAUUUGUGGGCGAUCGAUUGCGCGGAAGGACAACGUGAAAAUGUGCCGUAUGGAGAAGUACGUGCCGUUGAUCCGCCAUCUCGUCACCGAGAUGAGUUCACUGGCCGAACGAACGCGGGCCUUGCGGCGCCGUGUCGACGUGCUGGCGCGU